Anisakis simplex (herring worm) is the source of this 360-nucleotide messenger RNA. The record is from the annotation of a GenBank genome assembly. Lineage: Eukaryota; Metazoa; Nematoda; Chromadorea; Rhabditida; Anisakidae.
AUGCGCAUGCCGAAUGCCUAUGAAAUCUGCCUUGAAGCUAAUGGAUGUUGGCGUCUAAUUGAUCCGUUGCCGGUGAUCUAUCCGAGCACCGCCACAUCGCAGCAGCCGCGUCAGCAGCAGCCACAUCCCUCGUCACAACCCCAAUGCACCACUUCAUCACAAAAUGAUUUCAUACAGUCGAACCCUAGCAAUACAACGAACAAUAACACUGCUUCGCUACCGUUCACAAACACCACCAACAACGAACAACAACAGAUUCCAACCAGAAGUACGGCUCAUAAACGGGAACGAGACGAGAACACCUCAGCGGGUACUUACUAUUGCCUUUUUCAGUUAGCUCAUGGUAACAUAAUAUUGUAA